AUGUCAUUACCAGCUCACAAAUCAUCUACGAGCACCUCUACCCGCGAUGGCCCAUACACUAGCCCCACAGAGUCGGAUUUCUCGGAGGGAUAUGAUACGCUGGACUCCGUUCGGUCGUGGGACGAGAAAAGGGUGAUAGAUUGGCUACAUAGUAUACGAUGCGGUCAAUACGAGCCGCUCUUCAAAGCAAAUAACUUCAAUGGCGAUAAUCUCCUUGACUGCGAUCAGAAGAUUCUUCAGGAAAUGGGAAUCAAGAAAAUCGGAGACCGGGUCCGGAUUUUCGUGGCCAUCAAACAACUCAGAAACAAAAACGCGUCGAAUCGCAAAAAGCGCAAUAGGGAUUCAUUAGUUGCCCUCGAUUCCGCGAGCUUCGUACCCCCUUCUUCUGAAUCUCCCCGCGGAGCAAAUUCUCGACAACAGGCGGGAGGAAAUCGCCGAUGGUCACGCCAUCUCGACCCUCUAACAAGCUACAACACAAGCUAUACAGUACCCGGGAAAACGUCCAGACCGUCUUCACCCCAAGCAGAUUCUGACCGUGGCUUGCGAUCGUAUCGGUAUCCAGUCGCUAGCCCGAUGGAAAGUUCACGGAGGGAACAAGGUUCGAAUUACUUUAGCAAUUACCCCAAUUCCGGUUCUAACACCACCCGCUAUCCAGGAACUCCAGGAGAUGUCCCCCAAACUGCCAGAACGAUCACCCACGUCAGACAAAGUCCCAGUAUGGAUGGAAUCACCAUGAGCUCCCUUCCUCCUAAUUCGCCGGUUAUUCGAGUGAUACAUUCCGGCGGACAGACCAAAGUCUUGAACAUAAAGCAUUGUAAAAGCCCAGAGAAUAUUCUCAUCUGCGUUUUGAGAAAGCUUCUACUUCCAGAAUCCCAUUAUAAAAACUACUGCUUUUAUGUUCUGGACGGCUUAGAUCCAAACCCAGUCAACUGCCGUCGCCUGUCGGAUUCAGAACUGCUUAAAAUAUGCGAUGGAUCCCAUAGAUCGGAACGCGGCCGGCUAAUCCUGAGGAAAAUCCACGCUGGUGAACCCGAACCGGAAGAACUCCAGAGAGCAGCUCAGAUUGCCCUUGAUGAGACUCAGACGGCCCAUUUAAAUGCCCUCAGUGGCACCAACGUGCGGAACCAGAUCAAACUGCAAAAGCUGACUGGCGAGUCAUGGCAUAACAUUAGACAGCCACUGUCACCCAUGUCCUCUGACCGAAAUAGAGAUGAGUUCCAAAGACAAACACCUUCGGAAAGACAUCAGUCUGCGAAGUUGCGGUCGUUUUUCGGUGCUCGACCACCAAGUGAAAUGAUUAUUCACGAGCUCACGUCGUAUUUUCCAAGCCACCAGAAGGAAGACAUUGAAAAAACAAUGCGUUUAUCAGUCCGAAGAUCUCAACGUAUGAGCCGUGCCGCAAGCCGUCUGAGUGUUGUUAGCAAUUCCAGCUAUGCCUCAAGUCUGAGAGAUGCCCCACCCAUCCCUAGUAUUGCAGACACUUGGUUGACUGGAACUAAUGGUCCUGGGGGGAGACCUGCGAGACCAUUGUCUGUUUCCAAGUUCAACCUGCCUCAGAUAUCAUUCCGAGAUUCCAUAGUGUCCACUUCCCUACAGCCACUGCAAGAAGAAUCUCUUGAACCUAACCGAAAAUCAUAUAUUUCCUUUGACAGUGGCUCCGACCAGACUUCCGGGGAGACUGAUCGUCAGACUUUCUUGGAUGAGGCACUUACCCUGAAUGAUGGUGGAUCGAUCAACGAACGUCUUAGCAUGAUAGUUGCAGAGGAUGGAGAGGAGCAAGACGAUGGCCUGAACGCUUUCCUGGCUGGCGACAAUUUCGGUAACAAAAACUGGAUGAAGGGAUCUCUCAUCGGCGAGGGCUCCUUUGGAAGCGUCUUCCUCGCCCUCCAUUCCAUCACCGGGGAACUCAUGGCUGUUAAACAAGUAGAACUCCCUUCAGCAACCCAGGGAACAGAGUUCGACAAAAAGAAGAACAUGAUGGUUGCUGCCCUCAAGCACGAAAUUGACCUUCUCCAGGGCCUCCAACAUCCAAACAUCGUCCAGUAUCUCGGAACAUCAGCAGACGAACAACACCUGAACAUUUUCCUCGAGUACGUCCCGGGUGGCUCCAUAGCCAUGAUGCUCAAGCAAUACAACACCUUCCAAGAACCCCUCAUCAAAAACUUCGUCCGCCAAAUCCUCGCCGGCCUCUCCUACCUUCACAGCCGCGACAUAAUCCACAGAGACAUAAAGGGCGCCAACGUCCUCGUCGACAACAAAGGCGGCAUCAAAAUCUCCGACUUUGGCAUCUCCAAACGCGUCGAGGCAUCCACCGUGCUAGGCAGUGGUGCGAACCUUGGCGGGGGAGCAGGUCACUUACACCGCCCUUCUCUCCAGGGAAGUGUGUACUGGAUGGCACCCGAAGUCGUGCGGCAAACGGCGCAUACCAAAAAGGCCGACAUAUGGAGUCUGGGCUGUCUCGUCGUUGAGAUGUUCAUUGGCGCCCACCCGUUUCCUGACUGUAGUCAGCUGCAGGCUAUAUUUGCGAUUGGAAGCAAUCAGGCACGGCCCCCGCCGCCAGAAAAUGCGAGCAAGGAGGCCAUGGCCUUUCUGGAUAUGACGUUUGAGAUUAAUCAUGAGAAGAGACCGAGUGCGGACGAGUUGCUUAGCAGCCCCUUUUUAAAGCAGGCCAUGCCGUGA
This is a messenger RNA of Paracoccidioides lutzii Pb01, 2679 nucleotides long. Its product is annotated as protein kinase byr2. The record is from RefSeq and is a predicted model, not a curated record. Bases 1 to 2679 code for a protein of 892 amino acids. Gene Ontology annotation, molecular function: protein kinase activity; ATP binding; protein binding. Gene Ontology annotation, biological process: protein phosphorylation. The transcript has 4 exons.